UGGACGGUAAUACGACAGUAGAAUCUUGCAUGCAGACGAACCAAAGUAUUUGCGAAGAGUCAGUUAAUAUUAUAAUAAGAAACUGCGACGGUUACAAUGUAUAUUAUCUACGACCCACACCAGCUAAUUCAGCAUAUUGCUUCGGAAGUGGACCAGUACACUGUCCAGCUAGUAUGUCUUCAGAAACGGAAUAUUAUCCAGGCUGUAGUUCUAAUUUUCCAACACCCAGCGUAUCUGUGGAGGUUGAAGCUCUUUUAACAGAAGGUGAAAUUAUCCAAAUACCUAACUUAGAUCCAAAGCCUAGCCUAAUUCCAAUCUUUAAGUGUGAAUUUGAUGACCAAUCCAACGGAACAUAUUUCUAUGACGUUUACUGGUUGAUUUGUGGGAAUGUUAUAAAGAAGAACACAAACUUGCUGUUCAAAGAUAUCACAAAUGCCAUUGUUCUAAAGGAAACGGAUUGGCAUGGUAAAUACAAGAUGAACAUGGAGGUCAAAUGUGCUAUCAGAAUGAGAAAUUCAAGAGGUUCAACACCAGGUCCAUAUCUGUAUACCAGUAUUUUUAGCGCAGGAUUGUAUCCGGACAGAUAUUAUUACACAGUAACUGAAGGUGAAUCUAUCAAUAUAACCUUUACAUCAACAGUUCCUGUGGGAUGCAUUUCAUCACAUCCAGAUUUAAGAUCUCAUUGUGAUCUCAAUUUUUACAUAUCCCGACCUAAUUAUGGCGAAUCAACUUGCGUUAAUAACGUGAUCAAAAGAGAUAUUGUCUUCAAAUCUAAAUCGUGUGGUAUCAGAUUGGGAAAUCUUUACUGGAUGGAAAAGAGAACCUUACAGGUGUAUGGAUAUAAUGACGGAAUGUAUAAUAUAAACAAUAGAUAUGCAUACAUAAGACUAUCAACGUCACCUGCAUAUAUUUCGACACCUAAUAAUAUCUGGAGAGAUGUGCAAAUAAGCCAAAUAAGGGUAGACGUAGUAGACAAAGAUUCUGUUCUGAAAAAUAGAUUAUGUCAGUCUUACAACGAUCCACAUUUCAGGACUUUUGAUGGAACAUACUAUGAUUAUAUGGGAAUCGGUGAAUUUGUAAUGUACAAAAAUGACCUUGGUCCUUAUAGGGUACAUGCAUUAUUUACAAGCUGUGUUUCCGGAUGGCUCGGUACUUCAUGUAUCUGUGGAAUAGCAAUACAGAGCAAAGAGUCAUUAUUUGUUCUACGUACAUGUGGAACGGUUUCAGACAGAGAAAAAUAUUUGCUUCAACAACCUAUUGUCUCACUGACAUCUUGCGACAAAUCAGAUAUGGCUAUCGAAAACACAAAUAAUAAUUACAAGAUUAUUUUGCCAAUUGCAACAGAAAUACAAUUUUCCAUAGCGAGGCGAUUUAUUAGUGUGAUUUCUAUAAAGCCGUCUGUGAAAGAUAUUAAUACUGCAAAAGGUCUGUGUGGAGUUCCUAGUACAUCAAAAGAUCCAUCAGAUGACUUCACCCACCGUGAAAAAGGACCAAUCAAUAAUUAUAAGAGCUUUGCAGAUUCUUGGAAGAUAUCAAACACGUCUGAUGAACAACUGUUUGUUGAGGAGCCGGAAUUUCUAAAAAAAAUCAACGUUGAGAAUAAUUCGAUUGUCACUGUUAGCAACAAUAAAACCAACCCUAGCUUAGCUACAUUUUGUUCAUGUGAACAACAAGCUGGCAGUACAGAAUCACUAGAUGACAUUAACAGCAUAAAUUGCAACUUGACAGACAGCCGUGAGGAAUGUUUAGACUCAUCAAGUUCAUCCGGCUUAUAUGUUCAAUACGAAUCUUGCUCACAGCCUCUACGGAGAAGACGAUCAGUACAGUUUCCUCAUAAGAUAAGUAAACGAAGUUUAGGUAAUGAUGAUGACGUGGUAGAUUUUCAACCGUUAACAUACAGUGAAGAAGUAAAUGAGACAGACACUGAGCCACCAGCAACUUUUCGAAAUGGUUGGACAUCAGAUAGAGCAUAUAACAUAUGUUUUAACAGCAUAAACAACGCAUUACAAAAUGAUAUGUACAAGGCUUAUGUUGACGUACCUGUCGACAAGUUCAUAGAAGCGUGUGUAAAGGAUAUAGAAGUUGCUGGCGACACAACGUUUCUUACAGACACAAUAAAUACCAUGGUAACUAGCAUAAUGACAGAGCUUGUAAAAACUGAAUCUCUGUAUACACAAAAAUCUAGUGAUGGAUCACAGACUUUGUUAGAAUAUUUUGCUAGUGCAUUAUGUCUAAACAACUGCAGUGAUAACGGAAUUUGUAAAUCGGGGGUUUGCAUAUGUGACAACGGACAUUUGGGUGAAGAUUGCUCUUAUACCACUUCAUCACCACCGACUGAUAUCAGUCUUCCUUUUAAUGGUGAAUGUAAACUAUCAACUCGUUUAUGUGAAGCAAUGAAUGUAUUUGGAGACUUUCUAACUACCUCUGUAUGGUGUAAGCGGAAACAUUUUCAGAUUUUAGAAAAUGGUCUGCUGUACACACAAAGCGAAGAACUUGUUUUAGCUGAAUACAGAAACCCAUUCAUGAUAACUCUCAAUCUGCCGGCGUCGAGGAAGAAAAGAUCCGUGGACAACAAAGUUCUCUCAGAGGGUUAUGACAUCAGCUUUUCCUACGAUGGCCAGAAUUUUGGGAAGAAAACCAGUAUCAUCAUUUACGAUGAUCUCAAGUAUUCAUGUAAUACAACGGCAAAAACGUGUAUUUUGUUGAUUGUGGAAGAAUCAGCAAAACAGGUAGAAACCAAAAGAGUUAGAAUAGUUGGAUAG
Messenger RNA from Mytilus trossulus (common blue mussel), 2762 nucleotides. RefSeq names its product von Willebrand factor D and EGF domain-containing protein-like. The transcript is spliced from 15 exons. The coding region runs from base 30 to 2762 and encodes 910 amino acids. Gene Ontology annotation, cellular component: extracellular matrix. Lineage: Eukaryota; Metazoa; Mollusca; Bivalvia; Mytilida; Mytilidae. The record is from RefSeq and is a predicted model, not a curated record.